CGUAAACGUACGACGCGGACAACGCAGCCGAAGAGUCGAUUAACAAUUCUAAAUAUCAAAACACAAACUGAAUUAACAACAACAGCAACAUCACAAUGGUUCAAAAUUCAAAUGGUGAUCUACAGAAUGAAGAAAUAAAAACCAAUGGCAACAACAAUCAAAAUAACAAUAACGACGAUUUUGCAGAUAAGCCAGAAUGGUUAACACAAGAAUUAUUUUGUAAAUUUUUGAAAAAAGAUUUUCCAAAUUUUCAAAAAAUUACCAAAUUUAAUGUAAAACGUGCAGUGGCAGCUGGUGAAAAUUUUAUGACAACUCUGUUGAGAAUCCACCUUGAAGUUGAAAUGCCCGAUGCCAGCCUCAAAUCAAUUUCAUAUAUGGUGAAAAUUAAACCCAACACCCAGCAGUUACAGAACAUGAUUGAAGAAUGGCAAAUAUUUGAAAAAGAACAGGCCACCUAUUCGAAAUAUAUUCCGAAAUUUGAAGAGCUCUACUCGCAAGCGGGAAAAGACAUACAAUUUGCCCCCAAAUUACUACAAUUGGAUAAUGAUGAGCACAAUGGCCAUCUGCUUAUUUUGGAAGAUUUACGUUUGCGCCAGUUUAAAAAUGCAACCCGACAAUUGGGUCUUGAUAUGGAACACACCAAAGCGGUGUUGGAAAAAGCCGCUCAGUUUCAUGCUGCAUCUGCUCGUUAUGUGGAGGUCAUGGAAGACUAUCCCGCAAUGUAUGAUCAGUGUUUGGUAGCCGAUAAAGAUCUUUUCGAAGAACAUCGCCUAAAUGCUGGAAAACUGUUUAGAGAUAAUCUGCAUUUGUAUGGAGAUUUGGAAUAUUUAAGGGAGAGAUUGAAAACAUGUGUCGAAACUCAAUCGGAUCCGUAUCAAAUGAAAUCAGAACGUAAUCCCGCUGAAUUUACUGUACUAAAUCAUGGUGAUUUAUGGGUGAACAACAUCAUGUUCCAAUACAAUGAGGAUGGAUCGUUGAAGGAAACCUAUUUCAUUGAUUUUCAAUUGGGUCGCUAUGGUUCUCCGGCACAGGAUCUGCAAUAUUUUCUAUUUUCUUCAACAAAUAUAGAAAUUAAGCUAAAACAUUUUGAUUAUUUCAUUGCUUAUUAUCACGAGAAAUUAGUUGAAAGCCUGAAGCUGCUCAAGUUCGAGGGGAAAAUACCAAGCUUGAGAGACAUACACACAGCCUUGUACAAGCAUGAUUAUUGGGCUUAUACCAUUGCCACAAAUUUGAUGCCGGUAAUACUCUGCGAGUCACGUGAGGAUGCCAACAUCGACAAUGUCAUAGGUGGAGAAGAAGGCAACGAAUUCCGCCAGGCCAUGUACACAAACAAAAGAUUAGCAGAAAGUAUGAAGUUUUUACUGCCAUGGAUGGAUAAUCGUGGUGCCUUUGAAGUAUAAUUUAUAAAUAAAACAAAACCUUAUUUAAAUUAAU
Molecule: messenger RNA, 1434 nt
Organism: Musca domestica (house fly)
Lineage: Eukaryota; Metazoa; Arthropoda; Insecta; Diptera; Muscidae
Exons: 3
Coding region: 96-1400 (434 amino acids)
Source: RefSeq, a predicted model, not a curated record